AUGCUUCGCCAUAGCAACAGACAGUCCGACCGCGGUAGACAGCGACUACUUCCACCCCCACCCUCAACAGAGGAAGUUGUUUACAGUGAAGGAGAAUUGAUUGCACUGCAAAUAGCUUCGUCCCCUCGUUCAAUACCCGUUGUAAAUCAACGGAAAGGAGGAGUUAAAACAACAGGAUGUGGGCUCGAGCGGUGGGAAUGAUAAAGCUCGUCUUUUUCUGAACCACGCCACCUGAUCCCAAAAGCCAUAUACGCUCGUGCCUCUUUUAAGUAGCCCUUAUUAAAAGGAACUGACCACUGCACUGACCAGGAUAGCUCCGUAAGUCUACAGCCUUUCAAACCAGUUUUGUAGGCGCCUUGUUAAGCUUUUGGAACGCGUCCGGUUGCUGAUAAUGAUCAAUCUAGAAGUUGGGGGAUCGUUUAUUUUUUAAAGCCGCAGUUGCCUGUCCUGGUCUCAACGUCUGGUAUUUUUUGCAACCAAGUAAACCGCCAGGACUACGCGGACGCUCGGGUCAAGGUGGGGCAGCAGCCUCUUCCGAACCAAAAUGUGGUUACUGAGGGUGAAUGGCGUCCAGUACAACCAGUACGCACUGCUAUGACGCAAUUCUAUGAUCCGUUCAAGAUUCACAGAUUAAAUGCACUAAUGAGGCCACUAGUUGCCUCAAGAGACAGCCCCAUUUAUAAUUUGACACGGUGGAUGUAAUCAAAACGUCUCCCUCAGUCCGAUCAGUUUGUCGAUGGCUUAUUGACCUUCGAGGUCGGAGAAAUCAGUCGGGUGACAUAAUUGUCUCUUUGGUGUGAACUCGGUAUUCCUAUCCGUCCCACCGAAUUCGCCUACGAAGACUUGGGACGAGACCCGGGACUACAUCAGCAUUAAGCAUUUCAUGAUGCUGUUUGAAUUUUACCGAAUAAACCCAUGCGGAAGACAGGAGGACUUCAAUUGCCUUCCAGAUCUUUGGGUUAGCGACAGAAGUAGUCCUACGGAAGCUAGAAAAGACUGCCUUCACCCAGUUGCAGCUGGUCUUUUGGCAUAGAUACGUUAGCGAUGCAUUUUUUUUCUCAAUAAAAACGAACAGGUGAGCUCCAGGAAGCAGCUCAGAAGAAGAUACGAUCGCUGAAACAAGAAGUUUAUUGGUCUGACGUUUCGUAUUCCCACUCAAGCCCAUUACCACAGACAUUCGCUGAUAAGGAUAGGGGGUGACACAAGGUGUGCAGUAUUUGUAGUACGUAGCCACCGUACGGACUGUUCUUAGCAGCUCUCGUAAUAAACCGGUUGAUGGUCGAAAUUGGUAAGAUAACGGCUUAUCAGUCCGAGUUGCAUAUGGACGCGAUUUCAUUAUUCCUGUUACAUGCUGGCGUAAUGGUGACUCGGCAGUUUGGCAUACUCGCACCCUCCCCACGUGUCUGAUGCUCCUGUUCAGGGAACGUCUCAGCACAGAACGAGAGGCUAAUGCGCUUUUCAGUGAAUUACUGGCCUGAAGAACAAUGACUCAAGCAGCUCGUGGCUAAAGCGGUUGUCACUUCUUACGAGGAUUUCGGCCUUCUGAAAAUCAAAAAUGUGGCCGGAUCACGUCGAAUGAGCUGCUGCCUGAGAACUAGCGUCUCCCCGUCUCACUGCAGCUGCAUGCUCAGCUAUUCGUGUCCAGAGUAAUCUCUCAGUUUCACCGACGUAGUUGUUUUGUCCGCAAUUGCAGCAGACCCGGUAAAUGACCCCUGACGUUUCCUGCCGCGACAGUGGGUCCUCUAGUUUUAUGACCUGGCGCCUGACUGGAGUAGAGGAGGGCUCUGCUGGAUGGCGCGGACGAACCCGCACAUCGGUGCCCCACUUCACACACUUUGGUCCACAAGGAACAUCUGACCAGAAUGUUGACCAACAACAACAAGAACAAUAUAAAGUACGUGCAGCCAUGCACACGACCAGUAUACCUAGGGGGAGUGUAAACGCAUUUACUCGCAGGGAACCGGGUACCACAGAAUUGCCAACGCAUACCAGACUGGGAGGGCCAGAAUGUGCUGAUAAUGAUAAAGCAAAGGCCCACAAACUCAGCAGAGGGAUGUUUUCUCAACGUCAGCCCCCGUCCUGUUGUGGAGGGUACCACGGUGAUCACAAACCAUGCGUCACAGUCUGCCAAGGACUAGACCGGCUUUAGAGGUAUGACUUGUAACUUUGUCCUUCAUCUUUAGGUUUCAUCAGACAGUACUUGCCAAGUGGGUCAAAUUGUCCACAGAUAUGAACCAUAAACGGCAUCUUCUGUUUGCUAAAAAGCAGUCCAGCGUACAGAAGGUGAGCUAACUCAUGAAAUGUCAAUCAAAAUUCCGAAAUGCGUUUUCGUUUCGAAAAGAUUAAUUAGGUAGGGUUGUAAAACCAGUCAGCUUGAAACAUAAUUCUAUAAUAUGUCAGUUACCUCAGUAUGCCGGCUUUAGAAUGAACUUCCUACCGGCUGCAAGCAGAAACAACACUGUAAAAACGACUACUUGAGUAGCAUGAAUUUUUCCCAUUGAUUUCCGAUGGCCCUAAAAGUCCAAUUAUAUUUUAUGGAUAGCAUUAAUACAAAUAUUCAUUUCUUUGCUUAUUCGGUAGCAAAUUACCUCUUCUUCCAAUUUUUACUCCAAGGAGGGACAUAAUUCGGUUUUAAGGACGUUCCUAAUUGUGGGACUCUUAAAUACCGUGAAAUGGCCGUUCAUAAAUCGUUCGUUUGAAAGACCGCAUCCUGAGGUAACUGAAAUAUGAUAGAAUUAUGUUGCAGGCUGCCUAGUUUUACAACCCAACUGAAUAAAUCUUUUCGAAACGAUGAAGCAUUUCGGAAUUUUGGUUGCCAUGUCAUGAGAUAGCCCACGUACUGUAUUUUGCAGUCUUUUUGCACGAAAGACCAGUGAUUCUGCAGCGUUUUGUCCAUCGGCCAGUACGUGGAGUUAAUUGUGGUGCUCUUUGUUUACGUCUACACUCCCGACACACAUGUUGACUCACUCUGCGAACUGUACUGAUUUGGUCUGUGCACGGUCAACAAAAAGGUGACUCAUUGGCUGGCGGAGGGCUUACUGUCGUCAGCUGUUUUAAUUCUCACGUGGUUUACUUCCGUGGCCCUGGCGAAAAAGACCGGGUCGGCAUCGGCAGUGUUGAAGUAGACUCCCUCCGGCUUAUAACACAUGGAUUAGCAGGGUGAGUAAACCUCUGUUGUCCUCCUCCCCCGCCCCCCCCCCCAGGUUUCUGAAGCGUAUCUCCCCUCAGAAACGAAAGAUUUGCAAUAUCUGAAUAAACCCAAACAUACAGUAGAUGCGCUAAAUUUGCCGUGUUAACCGAAGUCUGAAGUGUGUUCUUGAAUCGAAAAGAUUACUUAAGUAGGAUUAUAAGAUUUAUCGCCGUGCAACACAACCCGAAGACGAUAUAAUUUUUUCAAGAUGUCAGCUUAUGAAUGCACUCCUUUCCGGCAGCCUACAAAAACUAAACUCUGCAAACAGAAAACUACAUAAGUCGCAUGAAUUUGUCUAACUGACUUCCGAUACUCCUGUAAAUUCAAAUAUACUUCGUAGAAAACGUACACCAAAAUAUUCAAUCUUUUACUCAUUCGGCACACAAUCAAGUCUUUUUCACAUUUUAUGCUUGUAAGGAAUUUAUAGUGCGGUUCUAAAAAAACCAUUCCGAUUCCGAAUAAUUUUCGACGAGACCUGUUGUUUCACUUGCAUUUAGGGUUUACAAAUUACAAGCUGCAUAUUUUCCGCGUGCAAAAAAUCAUACAUUUAUAUAUAUAUUACUGAGAGGAAGCCAUAUGAGAUUCAUAAAAUUUAGCAGUUGAUUUGAGACAUAUUGUUAACUUUACUGGUAGUACUGGUAAACGCAGAGACACGCUGUCUCAUGAGCGGGCAUUUACUGGUCUUAAAAAUCUCAUAAUCAGAAAUUUUUCAAAACCGUGUUGUGCCGUUCCUUCAAGUACAAAAUUUGAAGAAGACGUAGUUUCCCACCAGACAGUAAAAUAAUGAAUAUUUUAGGCGCGUUUUCCAUUGAAUAUAUUCGAAUUUAUGACGGCAUCGAAAGUCAAUGCGAAAAAUCUAUGCCACUUAAGUAGUCAUUUUUUACACUCUUGUUUUUUGCAAGAGGCCGAAAAAGAGUUCGUUCUAAAGCUUAUCUCUUGUGGUAACUAAAUCAUUUUGGGAUUAUGCUGCAUGAUUAUUAAUCCUGCAACUCUACCUAAGUCAUUUCAUCGAUUCGAAAACGCGUUUUAGAAUUCCGCUCAACGUUCCAUGAGUAAGCCCAUCUACUGUACGCGUUCCCUAAAAAUUGCUUAUGCGCCACUUCCCUGUUAGUCGUUAGAAAAUUUCACUGUCUGCCUUCUUAGACGAAUACUUGGGUCAUCCACAAUGACUGCUUUUAAAAACCGGCUGCUGACGUAACUUUUCAUGACUGGUAUCACUUCUUGUGUGAGGCUGUAAAAUAUGACGAAAUCGUGCAAUCUCUAGAGUAACUGUUUGUUUCUCUAUGACCGACCUCAGCAAGGGUUGACCUAGUGACAGAAAGGCAACCCGCUGGUACAGUCUGGCAAUUUGUGCAAUGGGCGUCCAUCAAAGAUUCACGGGUCAUUCAGUUGCGUCAUUUAUAAGUUUCUGGACUCGACAUAAAUAUGGUCAUGGAACUUGGGUUAAGGUCAGGUUUACGACUAAGAUUUUAAUUGUGAUUAAGGGUAAGCGUAUGGCUAGAACAAGUUUUAAUGCAAGAGUUUAAGUAAUGGUUAGGUUUAAACCAUAACUCACCCUUUACGCUCCCUCUCAGUUCUUCAUUAAGCAUAUAAAAACUGCCAGCUUUGGCAAAGCGAUUAUCUCCAAUACGAGUGAUCAUUGUUUAGAACACUUUCGAAGCUUGCUGGCACAUACGUUAUCCACACAGGAAAACCAGGAAGUUGUAACGAUUGACAAAAUGCAAAUGACGUUCUCUUUAUGUUGAACAUUACUGUGACGGAGGUUAAUAUGACCUAAGGGACCUGUACGGGAAACUAAUUUAUGUUGCGUGAGGAAAAGCAAUACACCAAUGCUGGCCAUAAAAAACCUACAGUCAGUACAUUAUUACGGCCCUCGCCCAGUCAUGGAAGUCAAUCAACAUAAAAAGCACCGUACUCAUUAUUUUCGCCCUCAGACAACUAUCUGUAACUGCCGUCUACGAAGCAUGCGCCCAGCCUCAAAAUGCAUAGGGAGUCACUUGUUCCUUUGAAACUGCCUGCAAGCGUUGGGCCUUAAAAAAACAAAUAAAUCGAUUUAUUGUUCUGUAGCACAUACAAGGAUUGGCGGGCGUCCAUAACCCUAACCCCAAAAUCUGGAAUUUAGCACAAGGCCAACUGGGGGGGAGGGGUUCUGUAUUCCCGCAUUCUACAACUAGGUCCUCCUUGACCUCUCAUUUGCGAAAGCUCUAAACGUACACCAACGUAUUUUGACAUCCUUAGUAUUAAAGUUAUCGGAAUUUGAGCCCAGACCCUUUUGAGGAGGUGCAACUUCCGUCACCCAGUGACCCAACUGCAGUAUUUGUAGCUGCCAUUGGGCCACAUGCGUGCUAUAAUUAACAGCUCUUGCGAUCACCGACGCAGUUCAUCCAGGAGAUUAGUCCACCAAUAGGCGCAAUGACCUCCCGCCACUAUAUUCGGUGUUGAGCCAUUGCCUGAGCGGGCUAGCCAGUCACGUGGGGACGCAAGCGGACAACAAUCCCGGGAAUAGCGGGCAAGACUACCGCGUAAUCGUCAUGCCAAAGUCCAACACAGAUGCUAAAAAUUGGGGCAAUUAACGACCAGGACGCAGACUGACGAGCUAUCAUUGCUUCUGAUACGACCCCCAGCGGUGAUUUCAACAGCUGUUAACUAUAGUACCAAUGUGACCCAUGCCAGCUGCAUACUAUAAAUACUGCAAUCCCUGUGUCUUCGCUGCCUUUAUCUGCUAUCUUCCUCGAUAAUGGGUUUGAGUCGGAAUCCGAAACUCAAGACCUAUAAAACUUUUUGUUCCAGUGAUUGAAUCAUCAUCUUUUGAACUGCCGCCUGGCUUCAAUCAGUAACCUAUCUCACGAAGGGUGUCGAAAUUCACGAAUUAUUGCUAAUCACUCGCAAAUAAGUAAUAAAUUUACUGGAAUUGAAAGUUAAAAAAAUACUAAAGGUAAUGUUACAUUGUUUAAAAAUACCAGUUUUUUCAAGAGUGGAAAAUCCUGAAAACGCCAAGAAUGAUUACAAUUUAGUAGACUUCAUUUUUAGGUAUGCACAAUGUCUGUCCUUGCAAAACACUGAAUAAAUAUGAAAGCUCAAUUAGAACACUACUUAAAAGGAGUGCUUUUAAUGAUGUUUACACAAAAAUAUCCUAUGAGAAUUAGUGCAAUUUUAGGUAUGGUGGUUUGCUAAUAACCUUCCACUUGAGUAUAGAUUCCGAAAUGGUUUCCCAAGGAUUCGUGGUACUCUCUACGCUCCGGAAUUGAUUUAGAUGCAGUUCAAUAAGGCAAAUAAAAUUUUGGUUGAUCUUUUUGAUAGGGACGCCAUAUAAAUAAGUAUUUUCAUGUCACAUUUUGUCACAUGCUCCGUUCCAGGAUUAUCAAUCCACUGCGGAGUUGCCAUAUAAAUACUGAUAUUUUGCCGAAAGUGCGAAUGCUUUGCUCGUUCCAUUACUUAAUUACGUAUUAUGACAGUGGACGCUCACCGAUCGGGUAGGUUAAGGAACACGCACGUUCCGUUGUGCCUUUGGGGCUUAUCCUAGAGCCUUCGCAGGCAGUCGCACAGCGACAAGUAGAAGACAUUGAUCCCGGGUUCGAAUCUCAAUUGAUCCACACUUGGGGUUGGGUAUGAUUGGCUGAUGACGGCUAACAAGCCAGAAAUGGCCAUUCCGGUCUCCCUUGUCUUUGUCGGUACCAUCUCAUCAAUGUCUACUACUAGUCGCUGUGCGACUGCCUGCGAGGGUUCUAGUAUGAGCCCCAAAGGCACAACGGAACGAGCAUGUUCCGUAACCUACCUGAUCGGUGAGCGCCCACUGUCAUAAUUCAUAUUCCCGAUCACAACCGACAGGACAACGGGCCCGUGGCUCAAUGGUAGAGUGUCAAACUCCAUGACCAAAGAUCCCGGGUUCGAAUCUCAAGUGAUCCACACUUGGGGUUGGGUAUGACUGGCCGAUGACGGCAAAUAAGCCAGAAAUGGCCAUUCCGGUCUCCCUUGUCUUUGUCGGCUCCAUCUCAUCAAUGGAUUACGUAUGCGCAGAAGAUAGACCACACAAAAGGCAAUGUUCUAUAUGUUCGAAACUAAAACAUACUAUUCGGUGGUGGUAGUCAUUUCCGUGACGAAAUGGAAUUUUUUUAAACCGCAAAACAAUGUCAGCCCAGUUAAACGAAUGAUUCUUAGUGUGCGUUAUUACUACAUUUCAGGGCGCUAAAUCACGCAUAUUUGCUAAUGUGACUCCUAUAAAAACGAUAAAAGAUCUAGUUUCCUUAAAAUAACCUUUGAUUUCGAAGCUUAUGUCCGCAGUCAGCAUCGAACAACAAAUCGAUUAUCAAAUGCGGCAAACUCUGUUGAGGAAAAUGUUCAAAAGUAAAUUGCUGUCCUUUUAAGGAAAAACACUCUCAGAUGCGCAACCGAAGUCUGAGAUAUGUGUCAGUAUAGAAAAUUGCCCAAAUAUAUCGCAAAAUCUGUUUUCGCCUAAAGAAAUGAACACUUUUGCUCCAUAAAAUUAUGUGAAUAUAUUUUUUGCACAAGAAAAGGGCAGUUCCUUAGAACGGCUACAAAAGCAAGCAAAAUGUGCAAAGUUUUAGACCUCUGAAAAUUCUCAUAUCAGUUUCUGACAUCGGGUUAUGAGAAAACAAAUUACGUACUGUAUGUCCUGCAUAAAUUUACAAGCUAAUACUUUAAAUUGCUCAAAUGUCGGAAAAUAUCGAACUACUUGGCACUAGCGGAAUUGUCAUUUCUUGGUAGAGGCGAUCUCACGAUUCGUGCUACGAAACGCACUCGUCCCGUUGUACGUAGAAGACUUGGGUGGCCACAUCUAGCUUAUUAGCCGUCGUCAGCUAGCCAAACUCAACCUCUAGCUGUCCAACCCCUGGGGCUCGAUCACGUGACCUAUUGGUUAGAAGUUCAACUCCUCUAACCGAUGAGUCACGGGCUCGUUCCUCUAUCGGUUACAAUCGGAUAUCUACUGUUCGUGACCCAAGAGGUAUAAGGAGACGAACUCCGCAGAAAAAACCUCAUAGAUCUUGGCCCGCAUCCUCAAACGUUAUAAAAUGGUUAGUUAGCGAUCUGCAUUUUAAAAAAGACACUAUUCGACUUUUCAAAAUAUUAUCUAUUAACAAUGAAUUAAGCUACCAAAACAAAAAUCAUUGACUCGGAAAAAUAAUUUUAUGGGAGGUCAAUUACUCAAGGUCUAGCAUAAUUUGCAAUAUAGAAGUAACAUAUAAUGUAAUCAAACAAUGAAAAUCAGUAAAAAAACGUCAGUAAGUUGUUGAAUGUCCUUUGGUUUUUAUCACAUCAGUAGCUCGGAAGGGCAUAGUUACAGUAAGGUCGUUGUUGGUGUUUUGGUCAAUAUAAAAUUUAAAGCACAAAACCCAACCUUUGUUGCGUGGAAUGUUGCUUUUAAUAAUUAUCUCAUCUUCUCACCAGGCAAAGCCAAUUAUAGUUUGGACUACGGUUUGGGCUGACUUUGACCUAUCGUUGUAGUCUUAUUCGGACUCACAUUUCCUUUGGGCAGUGGGCAGAGGUAUUAUCAUGCAGCACUGUGGUGCCCAUUCGACGUUGGUGAAUGCCGUUGUAGCCGAAUGCAUCCUUUACGACGCCAACUUACCCUAGGCUGUUAAUGGCCUCCGUUGUUGACUGCCAAAUCGGGCACCCUCCGAACCAUCGGAUGUCGGUAUUUCUUUAAUGUUCGCGUCGAUCGUGUGUGUUCUCCUGGGAAGUGCUUUCCACCCAUGAACACCUGAGUCGAUUAAGUAAGCUUGAUUUAAGACGAAACUUCAUCACUGAAGUAAAUUCCUUUUAGAAUGAUAGUCUGUUAUUGAUAUAUUCGUGAGCAAAGAAACAACAUUCUUUAAUUGGUUUUCUAAUUAAAUCUGGCUUUGUAAUAUCAUUUUGCUUGUGGAUUCCGGAUUUUUUUACGUUGAUUCUGAUUGGCUCAUAGAAAACAUUGGCAGAUGUUUCCUUGCGAAUAGUCUUAAGAAGCACAAAUUGAUACUUUUUUAGUAUUCCACGAACAAAAUCGUCAUCAUGCUUACUCGUGGGCCGUUUCGGCUCAUAGUGUUUAACGCUAGACACUGUCCUAUUACUAAUAAUUUUCCACAGAAUGGCCCGGCUAACAUUGAAAAUACUAACUACAGACUUGUGCAGCACCCCUUCGCUGACAGUUUUCGUAUGCGCUUGAAAUAAACUUCCGAUGGCAAAUGCUUUCAUGUUGCACGGCGGGGCACAGGAAGGUGGUAGCAUGAAACGCGCAACCUAUGUGUACUUGUUUGUGUCCACUUAUUUCCGGUGGGACAAAACAAAUACUGCACCAUAAGCUAAUUACCACGUUUAACGACAGGAAACGUAACAAUUUUGCUAAACUGAAUGCGUCAAGAGCAAAAUGCUGCUGGCUUCAUGAAAAGAGUGCGUUUUUACAUGUCUGCCUGUAUCUGGACUUCAUGAAUUUAAAGUCACAAUUUGCUUUCCGAAAACGAAUUUCUUUGAAAAUGUGCUGGGUUUUAUAAAUCUUCUUUUAUAGCGUAACGCGCGCAAAUAAUAGAUUUUAAUCAAUGACAGCUAAUAGUCUGGGAAAUUACGUGGAUACCCGGAAGCCACCAAUCUCGCCUAAUCUUGGCCUGUUUCCCGCAAUAAAACGGAUCUAACAUGAGUUCAACUCAAGAAAUUGACCUUAUGUGAUUGCACACUAAACGACUGUUUAUAGGAAAGCUACGAACACCACACAGCUUCUCAGUUUUCACACCAAUCAUCCGGUGGCUCAAAAACGAAGCUGUGUGAAGACGCUCUUCAAACGGAUCCAAAGUCAUUGCAGCAAACCGGAGGACAGAGCACGUGAGGCCCGUUAUCUCCGCGAACAGUUUGUGCAAAAUGGCUAUGAGUGUAUUCAUAAGUCGCUGCCUACGCGGUCGCCACCAGAGAUAUCGAACAUCAACGCCACCGACGAUAUGCCAUCCUCUGUCAUACAUCAAGGGUGUUUCAGAAGCGACCGAGCGCAUUGCUGCGGAACUAGGCGUUGGAAUUGCACACCGCCCCAAAGCCACCAUGCGCAGCAGGGUCAUGAAAAUCAAAGACCGGUUAAAACCUGAAGAGCAAUCAAGAGUAGUGUAUCGCAUUCCGUGUCAAAAUAGUCCUUGUAACUACACAGGACAGAGUGGACGCAUGCUCUGAUCGCGCAUACACGAACAUAAGCUGGUUGUACGGCGAGGCGACGCAUUAUCACAAGUGGCCGUCCACACCUACGAAAUGGGUCACGAGUUUGACUUCCCAGCCACCAAAAUAGUCGCCCACGCCGGAAACUAGACAGGCCGAGAAUUGAUUGAAGCCUGGGCUUCGGAUGAGAACUCGGUCCAUCAAUUUAUCGAUUUGGCGCCGGCGUGCAGAGCCCUUCGUAGUCACCUCCAGUCGUACGACGUCGGUCGAUGAUUGGGCCUACGUGCCUUAUAACUGUCGCUUAUCCUGUUUCUGCCACUACCUCUGACGAUGGACUCCUGUACGAGUCUGAAAGCUCAGGAUAAUAAACGAAGUGUUUCGGUGCUCGACUCUUCUUCUUCACUUACACUAAAUGUAUGUCGUUCCACCAACCCCAAUAUCGAUCUCAAUUCUUCAUGAGUUAAGUUAGCUGCUGUAAAAUAGUGGAGGAAUCCUCACCGAUCGCGCAAAGGGAUUCACUCGUCCCGUCGUACCGAAGGGCUGUCUCUCGAGUCCUGUCAUCAGUCGCAUAUCGACCAGUCAUAUAGACAGAAUGGCAUUACCCACAAAGAAAAGGGAAACUAGGAUAGCCAUUUUUGGCUUUUGAACCGUAGGCACAACGAGAAGACGGUGAGCGCAUGCAAUCGAGCGAAACUAACAGGGCAGAAAGACGUGGCUCAGUAGUUAGGGGUUUUGGACUUCUAACCCACGGGUCGCUAGAUCGGUCACCAGGUGUUAUACACCUCAAGGUCGGGUAUGGCUUACUGACGACGGCUCAUUGGCCAAAAAUGGCUACUCCUGUCGUCCUUUUUGGGCCUUAAUGGUAUUCUGUCCUUUCUUACAAGGUUAUUAUCAAAUAAAAUCGAAAAGGCUCGCCACUGGAGGAUAGUGUGCUCUAGCGUUCGCGGUGAAUUGCUACAAUGUUACGCGCUAGUUAAUAUUUUGGCAGUUUUGUGGUGAGGUACCGGACUAUCUUACCUUUGAAAAUUUAGUCCCGUUUUCAUUGCCCGGAUUGUCUGUUUGAAUGUGGUGAAAAACAACACAUCUGUACAACCCGCCUUGCUGGCCUGUUUUGCUGUCGCGCUCUGUUGCCAGGUUAGUCAACGUUCAGAAUCUCUAUUAUAUACACUAUUCAGUCUUAUCUGCUGCCUUAAAUGCUAGGGGCUCGUGAGAUAUAACUCUUAAGUUCGUGAAAACAUUGUCAUUUACGUCAUUGGUGACUCCCGACGUUAACGCAGACUUUAUACCUUUCUAUUUCAUACUGAAUAAUAUUUAACGUUCUAUUUGUUUCUGAAUUUCUAUUCCAUUUACCUCUACUUUUCUCAUGGAUUCUGAUAUUUUACCAUUUCUGUCUUAAGUAUUAUGUCUCAUUUCAACCAACAACUUGAUGCCCCGCCAAGUCCCUUCAUGCCAUCAAUUUUAACUUGCCUGAAUUCUGGCAACACUUUCCACAACUCUACUCCAUCCGCAUCGAAUCAGCCUUUUAUUCUGCUAACGUUACCAAGGCGUUGGCAAAACACCAUAAUCUUGCGGAGGUUCCCCCAGCUAGUGUUAUCUAUCAUUUUCAGUCCUUGCUAUCUAGUCCUCCUGCAGAUGCUCCCUAUUCCACAUUAAAGGCAGGAAUUUAUCGACCCAUUUCAGGGUCUACUAAGUAAAAACUUUUCAACAGCUCUUCUGGACUUUUGACGUCUCCUGUAUUUUGGCCACCUGUUAACCAUCCGUCUCUGUUCAUUCAGCGCCUCUACUGCCAGUCCAAAGGAGCUUGGUCGCGAAACAAAUUCAGUAUGACAGCGUACCUUUUCACCUCAUCACAUAGCUUCAUUUGUAUGUCAAAUUUACACCUAUGGGGCUGUUGGGCGGCAGUGCCAUGGAAAGGUGGCUGAUUUCUUCCAAAACAUUUCUUCUUUAAAUAAGCAGUCUGCAGAAUUCUGGUUUUGUGUGAUUACUUUGGAUGAAGCGAUAGUGCGAAUCUGUCCGCUAUGAACAGUCGGAGGGGGUGUCCUGAGUUACUGUCAACUCCUACAUUUAAAGUCCACAAACCUCAAGGGACCACCGAAUCUUUCCUUUUCAUUUCAAUUUGAUGUCAAUCUUUGAAAAAUCGUCUGCGCUAAGUGGUCAGAUAGGGUUAUAUUGUGAUUUAAUUUCUUCCACAUUUGCCUGGCUUCUGGAAGUUUUUCAUAAAACAUUCGGAGGCCUGCGGAAAUAAAUUUUCACCAAAAUGGCUUUCUUGGUUUUUGUCCCUUUUUUCCGCAUAAAUUUCUCAUUAUCGUUUCCCAGGUAUUGAGAAUAAAGGAAAAUAUAUUACCCCCGGGUCACGAUCAGUACCUUGGCCGACCACGUUAACGGCUAAAAGCAUGGUACAGUUAGUUGGUUAAAUUUUGAAAUCGCUACAGAAAUUUUGAAUUGCGUUUUCGUUUCAAAGAAGAUUAUUUUAUUAGGGCUGUAAGACCAAUCAUCUUGCAACAUAAUUCUAUAAUGAUCCAGUUACCGCAGGGUGCUUCCUUUCGAACGAACGCAUUUCCUGCUGCAUGCAAGAUCCAUACUCUCCAAAAAGUGACUGCUUAAGUAGCAUGCAUUGUUCAGCGUUUUUUGAUGUCCAUAAAGAUUCAAUUAUAUUUCCUGGAAAAUAUGCACAAAAAUAUUCAUUUUUUGCUCAGUCAGUAGAAAAUUACUUCUUCGUUCAAUUUUACACUCGUAGAAAGGGUGUGAUUUGGCUUUUUAAAACUUUUCCAAUUCCCGAAUAAUUUUUAACCCGACCUGCUGUCACACUUGCACUCAGGGUUCCCAAAUACAAGUCGUAUAAUUUCAGCGUACGGAAAACCAUACAUUUCUCUACAAUACUAAAGAUAGACCAUAUAGGGUUCAUAAAAUUAAGCAGUGGAUUUGAGCCACAUUGUUAAUUUUACAAGCCACAUUGGUACAUGUAGAUGCAUGCGUUUUGUGAAAGGCCAUUUCACGGUAUUAAAAGAUCUCAAAAUUAGAAACUUUUCUAAAACCGACUUAUACCCUUACGUUGAGUAUAAAAUUGAAAGGAGACGGUGUUUUCUACUGAAUGAACAAACGAAUAAAUAUUUUAUGCAUGUUUUCCAUGAAAUAUAAUUGAAUCUUUUAGGUCAUCGAAAAUGAAUGCAAAAAAUGCAUGUUACUUAGCUAGUCAUUUUUUAAGAAAAUUAGUUUUAGGUGCAGCCGAAAAUAAGUUUGUUCAAUAGCCGGCACUCUGUGGUAACUGAAUUACUGUGAAAUUAUGCUGCAUAAUGCUUGGUUUUACAACCCUAUUUAGCUAAUAUCAUCGAAACACAAACGCAUUUCCGACUUUCUGUUGACAUUUCAUGAAUUAACCCACCUACUGUACCUAUGACUUGGUUAUAUAUUUGCGUCCAGAAACCGAAUGUGCUUUGUAAACCAGUUCAUCGGAGCGCUGUCCAUUGACGUGGUUGGCGAUUCCGACCAAUCAAUAUUCUUUCGCAAACGUCCACUCUUCAUUAUUCGCUUGCAGAUAUCGUGGUCUAUUUCGCCGUCCCCAGGACGCCUCCUUGA
Spirometra erinaceieuropaei is the source of this 13894-nucleotide messenger RNA. The record is from the annotation of a GenBank genome assembly. NCBI's taxonomy places the organism in Eukaryota, Metazoa, Platyhelminthes, Cestoda, Diphyllobothriidea, Diphyllobothriidae.